Messenger RNA from Halichondria panicea, 1613 nucleotides. RefSeq lists its product as uncharacterized. The coding region runs from base 51 to 1523 and encodes 490 amino acids. The transcript has 9 exons. The record is from RefSeq and is a predicted model, not a curated record. Gene Ontology annotation, molecular function: Hsp90 protein binding. Lineage: Eukaryota; Metazoa; Porifera; Demospongiae; Suberitida; Halichondriidae.
UGGGAACACUCAACGUAAGUGGGAGGGGCUGUGUGUGGUCCAGGAUAUGGAUGCCAGCAAGCAUGUCUAGAAGAACCAAGAAAGGAGGAAAGAGAAAGACGAAGGCUGAGCCUCCUGUGAGAGCUGCAGCUAAAAGUGAUGUUCGUUUGGUGAUCAGCAGUGAAGUGAGGGCAAGGAACUUUGCGGCCCUCGAGUUGGAGCUCCUGGGUCCAUUCCUCUUUGGUCAGAGCACAAUGUGUCAGGCAGCCGUUGAAAUGUGGCAGAAAGAGGGUUUGUUAGACGCGGGGGAGACGUGUCUACCCGUGUUCUUCGGUCGUGACAAAUGGGAGGGUGUACGGAGGGCUGUAGGUAUCGUGCAAAUUACUCUUAAAUUAGCUAAGAACGAUCAACAUUUCUUUGAGACUGAGCACGUGUUUUCUAAGGAUGUACAACAGAACGGUCUCUUCAUGCACGAAGUGGCUGUAAGCAAUUAUGACAUGCAAAGAGUAUCUUCCGUGAAGGCUUUUAAUCUGUUUGCAUCUGCCAGUUGCCAUGUGACUGAUUUUUCGAAGCGUGUCCAUCGCAGUGCCAAUGGAGAGGUGAUAUCGUCCACUCUCACAGACAAGGAGAAACUCAUUGCCCCAGUCAAAGACAGAGGGAACACUAACUUCAAACAAGACAGAUAUAAAGCUGCCAUUGGGGACUACACCACAGCCAUCAAGCUAUGUCCGUUUAAUCCUAUCCUCUACUGUAACCGAGCGAUGUGUUACCUGAGAAACGAAGAGUUCUGGUGUGCGUGUCUGGACAGCUAUCGUGCUGUUGUCCUGCGUUCUGGUUGGGAGAAAGCAUAUUAUCGCUGUUCCGAGGCCUGGGCUAAACUGGGGGAGCCGAAAGUAGCUCUGAUCAUCAAUCGAGAAGGUUUAAGGGAGUGCAUUGAAUCGGGGGACCUUCACAAACCGUCUGCUGAGCUAUAUCCAGAUGAAGAGGAGCCAUGGUCUACUGAACCAAACGAGGAGGGAAUGAUAAGGCUUCCAAAGUCAUUGGGACCAGCAAAGCUGGCAGACCUGAUACAGGAAAUUGCUGAAAAGGAAGUCAAGAAACAAACAGAACAACAUAAAACAACAGAGAAACAAAGACCCCAGGAACAGGCACAGCAGCAUCAUGCAAAGAUCUCCGAGCAAAAGAAAGCUCCAUCGAAGAAAGUUCAUUUAUACACUGGUUUCGAGCCAUUGACGUGUCCAUUGCUAACAAGCCCUCAACUAACGGUCAAGUCUCUCAAGAGCCUCAGUAAGCAAGUGGAGUUACAAUACUACCAGCCGUCAGCGUACUUCAGCCGUGGGCACGACUGGGAGAAGCUGGAGCCCACACCACGCCCACUCACCACACCCCUCACGAACCCAGACACAAUUCAGGAGCCGAUGGAUGCAGUAUUUGAGGAGAUAUGGUGUCCUCUGAUUGCUGAGUCAGCAGACAGACUGCGUAUGGCACCGUCCAGCAUUCAAUACCUGACAGAUCAGGACAUUGUCAGAGAAAAACGACUUUAAUUAAAUAAUUCUACCAAAUUUUUGUUCUGAAUACACCCUUGAUAUCCAUGGUACAACUAUUACAUGUAUAAUAUAAAAUUAUAUAGUAGA